AUGACGGACAAAUUACCUCCCCAACUUCUUGCCCUUUUCCAACCACGGCCUCCCUUGCGCUACAUCCCUCCACAAGACUCUGCUCCUGAAGAGAAGGGUGUCGCAACUUCUCAGCUCUCCGGUCUCGCGGCUUUCCUCCCACAGCUACAGGAAUACAAGGAGACCGAUGAAUAUGUCCCAACCGAGUCAUGGCUGCAAAAGCGCGACAGGCUCAGACUGGAGAAGAAACAACACCAGCUAGACAUUCAAAAAGAAGAUUUCCCCGACUACAGCCCCACAGCAGAUCCGAAGAUAAAAGGAGACGCCGUCAAGACAUUGUUCGUGGGUCGCCUCAGCUAUGAGACCAAAGAGUCGGAUCUCGAACGCGAGUUCGGCAGAUUUGGUCCUAUUGAAAGGAUCAGAAUCGUCAAAGAUGAAACCCAACCUCAAAAGGGUAAAAAGACACAUAGAGGCUAUGCUUUUGUUGUCUAUGAACGCGAAAAAGACAUGCGAGCUGCCUACAAAGAAACAGAAGGUCUACGUAUCAAGGACAGAAGAGUCGUGGUUGAUGUCGAACGUGGCCGCAUGGUACCUGGCUGGAGACCACGACGAUUUGGUGGGGGCUUAGGAGGCCGAGGAUAUACCAAGCAAGCUCCUGCAAAACCUAUAUUCGGUGCUCCAGGAUUUCAAGGCAAUUUUCGAGGUGGUUUUGGCGGUCGGGGUGGCUUCCGCGGGGGCUUUCGAGGCGACCGAGGUGGAUUCGGGGGUGACAGAGGCGGCUUCGGCGGGGAUCGAGGUGGGUUUGGCGGACGUGGUGGUAUUGGUUAUCAAGGUGGCGGAGGGUUUGGCGGUCGACAAGGAGGUUAUCAAAGUGGACCACCUCCUCCCAAUGCGCCUAGUGGACCUGGUGGUAGAGGCGGUUUCGGCGGAGGCUACGAAGAUCGCAGGAAUGGCGGGUUCGGGUCAGGUAGGGAUAACCGUGGAGGUACAGGAAGCAACCGAGACCCCAUUGGCGGACGGGAUCGUGGAUAUGAGAACCGCGAUCGCGAUAGAGACCGGGACCGAGACCGAGAUCGAGACCGUGAACGUGAUCGGGACAGAGAUCGAUAUGGCGGCGAUCGAAGAAACGAUGACCAUGGUUCCCGCAAACGAUAUCACGAGAACGAUGGGCACGACGACCCGAGAAAGCGACGAUACUGA
Molecule: messenger RNA, 1179 nt
Organism: Exophiala bonariae
Lineage: Eukaryota; Fungi; Ascomycota; Eurotiomycetes; Chaetothyriales; Herpotrichiellaceae
Exons: 2
Coding region: 1-1179 (392 amino acids)
Biological process (GO): mRNA splicing, via spliceosome
Cellular component (GO): U1 snRNP; U2-type prespliceosome; precatalytic spliceosome
Molecular function (GO): mRNA binding; U1 snRNA binding
Source: RefSeq, a predicted model, not a curated record